This is a messenger RNA of Aplysia californica (California sea hare), 1488 nucleotides long. RefSeq lists its product as uncharacterized. Bases 123 to 950 code for a protein of 275 amino acids. The record is from RefSeq and is a predicted model, not a curated record. Lineage: Eukaryota; Metazoa; Mollusca; Gastropoda; Aplysiida; Aplysiidae. The transcript is spliced from 4 exons.
CUCCUCCUCCCUUCCUUUCCUCGCCGCAUUCUCACAGUACAGUGUCCAGCUGACGGACUGACCGCCGACCUUCCAAAUUCCCAACCAGAAUUACAGCGAUAAGUUCGUUAGUCUAAAACAAAAUGAAUCCACCGAUGGCCGAAUCUUCAGUCCAUGACUCGGAAUAUACGAAUGAACACACCAAUGAAUCCACUAACCACAGACGGAGGUCCACCAAGGGUGUUUCAAGAAGAUUAAACGAAUUUUUUUCAGGUCUUAGAGAAACAGUGGGCACUUACUGUCGUCAACGUCUACGUCACAAAUCACGAGGAAGUUACACCGUGUCAACGCCGCAGUCUGAAAGUAUGGAACAAGCUUCACCUCGCCACUCAGAAGUCUCAGAUCUCUCAACGGACCCACGUUCGCGUACUGGUGGAGCCUGCAGUCUCGUGUCCUGUGCCUGCGAUGAGGUCGAGAGAACACCGCCAAAAAUAUGCAAAUCCACUCGUAUGUGGAAAAAUCUACAUGAAUGGUUUUUGGUUCAUGGUGGUCGAGAUGACCUAGAUUCGUCGUCGGCAUCAGGUUACUUAGGUGAUGACCGCAUUCUGGUAAAGACCAAACGCCAGUGGGAAGGUCUCGACAAAUGGUUCGACAAUCAGGGAGCAGAAGGAGAGCGCAUCUUUCAGGUCAUCCCCCUCAUUUCUUCAGACGAGGAUGAAUCCGUCCCGGACAUAGCCAGCUCAGUCUUUGUCAAUAUCACAGUCUCAGAGAAAUUCUCGGAGGACACCAUUCACAAAACCGCCAUAGUCCACAGACCAACCUGGUCACUCAUUGACUGGACUUCCUCUUCUUCCGAUUGUUCAGAUGAAGACGACUGGGAGAUAUCAUAUGACUCAGAUGAUCGUGAGAACACGCCAGAAAGCCAGGACAACAAUGUGAGAACCAACAAUACGUUGAGGAUGAUGAUGUGAUGACAGUUUGUGUUUAGGGCCCUUUUAGUUUUGCAAUAAUUAUUUGAUGGGUUUCCAAUAUUAUUUCAAUAGUAGUUUAUAAUUAUCAAGAGAAGAGACAAGGGGGAUACCUGUGGUAGAUCGGUACGCCGCACGAGGCCAAAUCAAGUCGAUAUAUAGGUAAGAGUUGAAAACCGAGUGGUAUCCGACUACCGAGGAGGACCUAAUAAUCAUGAAUUUUAGAUGAAUCAAUACCAACAUUUUCUUUAGGUUAACCCCAGCCUACACAAAAAACCAGAGCAGUGCUCUAUUUUUUAGAGGUUUUGGUAACGGUUAGGUUAAGAUUUUUGUUUUAUCAAAUUUGUUAAAAUCAUCCUUUGGUUUCCGAACUCUUAGUCUCACGAAAUUUGGAGUUAGCUUUAUUAGUACUUAGCGUGAUAUCAGAUAUCAGUUCCAGCAGUAUCUAUUUAUAUUACUGACGGUCAUUAAAAACGCACCACUUACAAAACAUUUCAAAUAAUGGUGAUGUGUUUAUUUUUUAAAGCAGAUUGUAUACCAU